Messenger RNA from Mugil cephalus (flathead mullet), 5027 nucleotides. It is a transcript of the gene tcf12, whose product is annotated as transcription factor 12. Gene Ontology annotation, cellular component: transcription regulator complex. Gene Ontology annotation, molecular function: DNA-binding transcription factor activity, RNA polymerase II-specific; RNA polymerase II cis-regulatory region sequence-specific DNA binding; protein dimerization activity. Gene Ontology annotation, biological process: regulation of transcription by RNA polymerase II. The transcript has 19 exons. NCBI's taxonomy places the organism in Eukaryota, Metazoa, Chordata, Actinopteri, Mugiliformes, Mugilidae. Bases 373 to 2538 code for a protein of 721 amino acids. The record is from RefSeq and is a predicted model, not a curated record.
UGGUGCUUUGAGGUUGUGGUGCUCCGGUGUGAGGUUGCGGUGCUCCGGUGUGGUGCUGUGGUGCUGUGGUGCUCCGGUGUGAGGCUGGACGGAGCUGCUGACUCCCGCAGCAUCUCCCGCUGUGAGGGACCAUCAUGUCACUGGGCUCGGCGGAGGGAUACAAUAACCAAUGUCAUCGCGGUGCUGAGGCUUUUGCAAAGCAAAAAUGUCUGCCUAAGGGAAACUCGUAACUGAUAUAUAGAGGAUAUUUCCCCACCUAUUGCUGUUUAAACCCAAAUUUUGCUGUUUUGGGGCGUGAAGCCAGAAAGCGACUCUUCACCAGAUCACCCUAGUCGGGAUUUUAAUCGGAAAGAAGGUUUCUAGAUCGCCAGGAUGAAUCCUCAGCAGCGGAUUGCCGCUCUCGGAACAGACAAGGAAUUAAGUGACCUGCUGGAUUUUAGUGCGAUGUUCUCUCCACCUGUAGGCGGAGGGAAAAAUAGGCCUACCACACUUGGAAGCAGUCAGUUCAGUACAUCAGGUAUGGAGGAGCGGACCAACCAAGCGUCUUGGGCCCCAGGUGGCGAGUCCAGUCCUUCCUAUGAGUCCUCUAGGGAUUUCUCAGACAGCCCUCAUUACAGCGAUCAUUUGAGUGACAGUCGAUUAGUGUCCCAUGAAGGAUUGUCCUCAACACCUUUUAUGAACUCAAACAUAAUGGGUAAAUCAGAGAGGGCUUCGUUUCUUGGCUUUGGGAGAGAUACUGGAGCAUCUGGUUGCCAGUCUUCUAUAAGGUCAGACAUCGGGUUGGCGAGUCCAAGUCCAGUCACUACGUCAGGGAAGUCAGCGGCUCCGUUCUACCCAUUCACCGCGGCCAAUCCCAGAAGACGUUCUCUACCAGAUCCUGCUCCCAUCGAUCCUCUACAGACAAAAAAGGUUCGCAAGGUCCCCCCUGGCCUGCCUUCAUCUGUGUACGCACCAUCUCCGAACUCAGAAGACUUCAACAGAGAUUCCCCCUCGUACUCUUCUCCUAAACCUUCCAACAGUAUGUUUGCGACUUUCUUUGAUGGUACCCACAGUUCGUCUGACCCGUGGAAUUCGUCCAAUGGGAUCAGCCAGCCCAGCUAUGGGGGGAUGCUUGCAGGAUCUUCAUCUCACAUGCCGCAGUCAGGAAACUACAGCAGCCUGCACUCGCACGACCGACUGAAUUACCCCGCGCAUUCAGUCUCUCCAGACAUCAAUGCCAGUCUUCCCCCUAUGUCCAGCUUCCACCGGAGCAACACCAGCACUUCACCAUUCGUCACUGCAGCACACACCCCAUCCGUCAACUCAGCCGAUGGGGUCAUGGCUGUUGCAAAUCGGGGGACCGCCACUGGAAGCUCACAGACUGGAGAUGCACUGGGCAAGGCUUUAGCCUCGAUUUACUCACCUGAUCACACUAGCAGUAGUUUUCCAUCCAAUCCGUCGACACCUGUGGGUUCUCCUUCACCUCUGACAGCCACAGCAGGCGCUGCCUCAGCAGGCACCGUGGUGACUGCAGCUGGCACCCCGUCUGGAAGACCAGGUACCAACCAGUGGCCCCGUGCUAGUGGACAGACCCCCUCCUCUCCAAAUUAUGAGAACUCCCUUCACUCUCUGUCUCGAAUGGAGGAUCGUCUGGACAGAUUGGAUGAUGCAAUCCUUGUUCUGAGGAACCAUGCAGUGGGCUCCACGGCCAGUCUGCCCAGCGACAUACACAGUCUGCUGGGACAGGCACAGAACGGGCCAAUAACAGCCGUUGGACCAAACUUUCCUGCCUCGGCAUUGGUUCCAAGUCGGACUGCAACAAUGAGCGGUGACGAUGCGGCCAGCCUGAACAACAGCCACGGAGGCAUGCCCAGCGCCGGCUCCACAUCCAGCACAGAACUCAACCACCAAGUAGAAGCGUUCAGAGGUGAGACGCACCAGGCUGCCUUAUCAUCUCCUCACGUGUCUGACGCUGCACAACAUAGACACAGAUGUUUUACUUCCAUUUUUACUUCAUUGACAGCGGGGCUUAGUUCAGCCCUGUCUGGGCAGGUGCCAGCCACCCUGGAGCUGAAGGUGGAGAAACAAGACAAAGAUGAGAUGCACGACAGCCUCUCCACUGAUGACAAGUCGGACGAUGAGAGCGACAAAAGAGAUAUGAAGACACCCAGAGCAGGCCCGCGCAGUAUCACAGAAGACGAGGACUUGAAUCCAGAGCAGAAAGCUGAACGCGAGCGUGAGAGGAGGAUGGCAAACAACGCCCGUGAACGCCUGAGGGUGCGGGACAUCAACGAGGCCUUCAAGGAGCUGGGUCGCAUGUGCCAGCUGCACCUGAAGAGCGAGAAGCCCCAGACUAAAUUGCUCAUCCUCCAUCAGGCUGUGGCCGUCAUACUUAACCUGGAGCAGCAAGUCAGAGAGCGGAAUUUGAACCCCAAAGCAGCCUGCCUUAAGAGAAGGGAGGAGGAGAAGGUUUCUGGGAGCUCCAGUGAUGCCCAACAAGGCCACACAGGAGUCCAUCCAGGCCUGACCGACACAUCCAAUCCCAUGGGCCACCUCUGAGAUGGACACAGAUCAAACUGAUGCGGAUCAUUUCUGUCCCGUCUGAGUCAGCGACCUUGCUUCCCAGUGACAGACAGGACUCACGGUUUGUGACACCAAUUUGAGGAGACAGACCACUUGAAGCGAAACCACGAGCCUAACACAAUCCAAUCCGAAGAUUGAAGAAGAGCCAAGCGUCCAGCUCCCUGCGACCAGAUUCCAUCUGCAAAUUUGUCCCCGCAAAGAAAAAUCUUCAGCACAUAUCACUGUCUGCCAGAAGUGUGUUGCUUCUGAACAAUCAGAGACUUCGCAAUCUCCUCCAACCAUAUGUGGAAAUUGCUUUGUGCCUAAACUGAAUUGACGAAUGCAUUGUAACAGCAAUUGUUUUUGUCUGUUUCUUUUUUUUUUUUUCUAUUUAUUAUGUUAUUGAGCUAUAAAGUGUAUGUCUAAAGGGAACGUUAGGUAAAUUCGAAGAGAAGCAUGCGACUUUUCAGUUGAUCUAUAGUUUGCCAGUGUCACCGUGAAAAAUGAGCACUCCACCCUGGUAAAUCUUCGGUGAGCCCGAGGUAAAAGGAAAAGAUUUGGGCACUGAGAAUAUUGAAAUUAAUUUAUUGGCCAGUUUAUAGUGAUAUUUAUACCCAAAUGAAAGCGAUCAUUAGCUGUUAGCACUGAAAGACUGAAGCACGCCCCAUCAGUUUUAAAAAAAAAGAAGAGGAUAUAUAUUAUUUAUAUUUAUAUUUUAUUCAUUCUGCCGCUGGCCACAUGUGCAACCAAAACUACCUAUGUUUGUGUCUGUGUAAUUUAGAUCAGGCUCAACCACACUAGCAUCAGCAACAUUGUCUACCAAGGUGACAGAAGAAUGGCAAACUGUAGUUUCACUGAAAGCUCAGAUAUAGUUGCGUUUUUGUUUUCCUCAAUAGCGAGCAGUGAAAAUACAGAAAGAAAACUUUUAGCAAACCUUAGCAUUCCCUGCAUAUUUUAGUGUCUUAACUAAAGGAAGGGAGGACCUCGCUGCCCUUCCGCUCCUUUGCCAUAUAGUGUUAAAUGUAAGCAGUGACAUAUUUUUGAAGAUUCUUGUUUAGCCUCCUGACAGUUACAUCCUGAUGUCAGCACAGACGUGGCUUGUUUUCUUUCCUAUUUCUGCCACGAGCUAAUCAGAUUUCUUAAUGAAGAAGUAGUAACAAACAAACGAAGACCACAUUUUCUCCUGGCCUGAUGAACAUAUCGAAUUUCUUUCUGUUAAUAUCUCAAGGCAUAAAACUUUAAGCAGUGCAGUUAUUCUGAGUAAAAUUAGCUAUGCUUGUUUGCGUUGUAACAGGUCCUUUCUUUUCAGCAUUACAUUGUCGACAUUCAGAACCUAAGUUAUUUUCAGUGAUGUUUCUAGAAGCCGUGACACACUCAGUACAGUAAGCCAGACUAGAUAUUUCAUGGAUUUUGCUGAAUAUCAUUGAACUGUAGCACAAUAAUGAACAAAAGGAUUUUCUUCUGUGUUUCAAGACAUCAGUCAUGGCUUUAUUUUGUUUUCCCUAUCAGUGUGCAUGCUUUACGUUGCUCCUUUUGUUAAGUCUUUGGUUAAGACUGGCUUUAUAUUCCAUUUGUUUCUUUGUAUAUUGUGCUCUAUCAUUAUCUCCACCUUAAACAAGGCUGCCACAUUCAGAAUGAGUAUUCUGUACAAUAAAGGGACUUAAAUUAGAAUAAAGGAUGCCACGACGAAGAGUUUACAUUAAAUGAAUUAACAACUUUAUUUUAGCGAACACAAACUGUUUCUGUGUAUUCUCUGACUGAAUGUGGCCUUGUUCUUCACGUCAGUAUUCAUGAUCUUGUAUUCAUGUUGGCAGACUUUGAUUGAGGGUAUAAUGUACGUCACAUGGAUUUCUUUCUGUCUUUUUGUUUUUUAUUUCCCGUCCUUCCGAUCAUUUCUUUGCUCCUCUGUUUGCCAAGUUAGACUUUGCUGUAUUCCCAGAUGCUUUCCCUUGUAUAAUAUAUGAAAAAAAAAGAAAAUCAAAAGGAAAAAAAAAAACAUUUGGCUUAUUUUUCACUGUAGUUAGUCUUUUAUACAAUAAUACUGUAAGAAUAUUUCUUGAAUUCUAAAUAUUACUCUUUCUAGAUUUUUGAAAGCAAAAGUUUCUUACUUUAUUUUACUAUAUUAGAUAGUAAAAUGUACGGUUAUUUACCAGAACCUGUCGAUUAUUACGAGAAAUUUACAAAUGGCAUCUCAAGAAGACAGCUGAACAGUUGCUCGUAGCCUGGCACUUAAAAAAAGAUAAAAAGUCCACAAGCUCCAGAUUCCUAAAAGUGCGACCUCCAUCCACUUCCUCUUCCUGCGUUGUUGAUUGGUAAACGAUUUGCUCUUCAAAUGUGUCAAAUAAAAGGUAUUGUUGAUGCACAUCAAAGAAGAAAAAAAAACCCUGCGGCAACGAGAAUUUGAAUUUUCUGUCUUUUUCAACAGAAAAACACAAUGUAUAUAACAUUUAUGUUGCAAUAAAUGUGCCAUCUUUUUUUAAACUCAA